AUGGCGCUGGCAGCAUGGUACGUGGCCCCCGCCAAUCUCGCUCACAUCCAGGGACAAGUACCCAGUGGUAGUGCGCCCGGUCGUGGCACUGGUAAGGAUGGCCAGGCCAACAAGAAGAAGAAGCACUCGGACACGGCCGCGAAGCUCCCGAGCGUGUAUCCUACGACACGGUGCCGCUUGAAGCUGCUGAAGCUGGAGCGCAUCAAGGACCACCUCCUCCUCGAGGAGGAGUUUGUGAUGAACCAGGACCGCCUGCGGCCCAAGGACGACCAAGAUGCCGAAGAGCGCACGCGCGUGGACGAUAUUCGCGGAAGCCCCAUGGCCGUGGGCACGCUCGAGGAGAUCAUUGACGACGAGCAUGCGAUCGUGAGCAGCUCGACGGGCCCCGAGUACUAUGUCAGCAUCAUGAGCUUCGUCGACAAGGAUCUCCUGGAGCCCGGCUGCAGCGUCCUCCUGCACCACAAGACGAUGGCCGUCGUCGGUGUGCUCUCGGAGGACACCGACCCAAGCGUCAGCGUGAUGAAGCUCGACAAGGCGCCGUCUGAGAGCUACGCGGACGUGGGUGGCCUCGAGUCGCAGAUCCAGGAGAUCAAGGAGUCGGUCGAAUUGCCGCUCACGCAUCCUGAGCUGUACGAGGAGAUGGGUAUCCGCCCGCCCAAGGGCGUCAUCCUCUACGGUGUGCCGGGCACCGGCAAGACGCUGCUCGCCAAGGCCGUCGCCAACCAGACCUCCGCCACAUUCCUGCGCGUCGUCGGCUCGGAGCUCAUUCAAAAGUACCUCGGUGACGGGCCCAAGCUCGUGCGCGAGCUGUUCCGCGUCGCCGAUGAGCACGCGCCGAGCAUCGUGUUCAUUGACGAAGUGGACGCGGUCGGUUCGAAGCGCUACGACUCGACCUCGGGUGGCGAGCGCGAGAUUCAGCGCACACUGCUGGAGCUGCUGAAUCAGCUGGACGGCUUCGACUCGCGCCACGAUGUCAAGGUGAUCAUGGCGACGAACAAGAUUGAGAGCCUGGACCCCGCGCUUAUCCGCCCCGGGCGUAUCGACCGCAAGAUCGAGUUCCCGCUGCCGGACCAGAAGACGAAGAUGCAGAUUUUCCGUCUGCACACGUCGCGCAUGAACCUCGACCCAGACGUCAACCUAGAGGAAUUCGUCGCGAUGAAGGACGACCUCAGCGGCGCCGAUAUCAAGAGCUUGGACUUUGUUACGGCGCGCGAGCGCGUCAUUGAUCGCAAGAACGAGGGCACGCCCGAGGGCUUGUAUCUAUAG
Molecule: messenger RNA, 1266 nt
Organism: Malassezia sympodialis ATCC 42132
Lineage: Eukaryota; Fungi; Basidiomycota; Malasseziomycetes; Malasseziales; Malasseziaceae
Gene: RPT2
Exons: 4
Coding region: 1-1266 (421 amino acids)
Molecular function (GO): ATP hydrolysis activity; ATP binding
Source: RefSeq, a predicted model, not a curated record